Molecule: messenger RNA, 259 nt
Organism: Sodiomyces alkalinus F11
Lineage: Eukaryota; Fungi; Ascomycota; Sordariomycetes; Glomerellales; Plectosphaerellaceae
Exons: 1
Coding region: 82-255 (57 amino acids)
Source: RefSeq, a predicted model, not a curated record
CGGAGGGGGGGGGGGGAGGAAUGGAGGAAUGGAGGAAUGGAGGAAUGGGCAGAACAGGGAUGUCGGGGGCGGAUUGGCAGCAUGUCAUGGUGGCCGCCCAAGGCCCAGCCUUUUCCCUACGUGUCAUUUUCCCUUCGUUUUGUUUUGUUCUUCGCUGGCAGGGUGGCGUUUGGCAUGGGUUCAUUGCGGACUUUGAUGUUCUGUGCGUCGCGUGUAUUCAUACAACAAUCUACUAUGGGAUUCAAUCUUAUUUGACGGC